UUUAUCUGCACCAAUACCCAGUGCUACCAGAAUGGCUGUCUCAGUACUUCGCCUGACAGUUGUCCUGGGACUGCUUGUCUUAAUCCUGACCUGCUAUGCAGAUGACAAACCAGACAAGCCAGAUGACAAGCCAGAUGACUCAGGCAAAGACCCAAAGCCAGACUUCCCCAAAUUCCUAAACCUCCUGGGCACAGAGAUCAUUGAGAAUGCAGUUGAGUUCAUCCUCCGCUCCAUGUCCAGGAGCACAGGAUUUAUGGAAUUUGAUGAUAAUCAAGGAAAGCAUUCAUCAAAGUGACAUCCUCAGGACAUACCCAUGUGGCUCCUGGACAAUCCAAGAGCAGCCAAAUCCUGCUUUUCCAGUUCUGCUUCACAAGUCCUCCAGGACAGAGCCUUCAGAGCAACUCCCAGCGAGUUCUCAGGAUUCAGGCUCUGGCUUCAACCAAACAGAACUCAUUUUGAACACCCCGACUGCAUUUUUGCUUUUAGAAAGUUAGAAUAAAUAUGGCGCUUUGGGAUCACAUAGUUGAUUGAGA
Messenger RNA from Rhinopithecus roxellana (golden snub-nosed monkey), 533 nucleotides. It is a transcript of the gene C3H5orf46, whose product is annotated as chromosome 3 C5orf46 homolog. The coding region runs from base 32 to 295 and encodes 87 amino acids. The transcript is spliced from 4 exons. Lineage: Eukaryota; Metazoa; Chordata; Mammalia; Primates; Cercopithecidae. The record is from RefSeq and is a predicted model, not a curated record.